AUGGACGUCCCUCAUCCUCUCCAGUCUAUCUUGCAAUCCUUUCUUGUUUCCGAUGCGUCAGCUGUACUUUUUGCGCCUCAAGUCUUAGAACGACUUUCGUCUAGCUGUCUCGCGCCUUCCUCACACCUUCAGAAAUGGUGCACUCGUAUUACUUCACUGAUACACUCAAAAGAUCCAGGAGCACGGUGGGCAGGAAUAUCCUUUGCAUAUCGAACGUCUGCUCUAUCGGAACAACUGCUAAUUGAACAUGCUCGGUCAUGGAUCGGAAUUGUAUUACCUCUUUUCUCAAAACCAGAACCCAAACCAAUACUGAAGGUUUCAAUGCGGUACUUGCGCUUGGUGCUUGGUGCUGCAGCGGGCCAUCCCGAAUUUCAGAGACAAGUCGCUGCGCCAGCCGUUCCAAAAAUUUGUGCUGCGCUGUUACACAUUGCAGAGAAUUCAAUCGACACGAAUUCAAGGGCGCUGGCCACACAAGUGUUAAGCCAGCUUGUUAUGUCAUAUCCGUCUCAGCACAGGGCUUUAAGUUCAAAGCUGUUUGCCUUGUGCUACGGAAUUUUUGGAGGUUCCUCGCCGCAACCAACGCACGCUCGAUUACUCGACGUUACGGCUGACUUGUUUUCAACGUUGCAUUACCUUGGUGGUAAAGUCGGAGGUGUUAACACCUGGCGGUCAUGUUUAGAUGCCGUCCUGUAUGCUUCGUGGGUCGCUUGGGCCGCUCUAAGAACUACUUUCCCCAGCAGCAUGACUCAUUUGAGUGGGCAAACGUUGAACAUGGAGGGUACCACUCCAUCAUACUUUGGGCCACUGCCUGGAGAUCCGUUGACGGCCAAUCUACUCUGCCUGGACAGACUAAAUUGCAACAUCACUGCAAUAUGUGCUUUAUUAAGAGCACCCGUUCAACGACCAGUCAAGGUACCCACAGGUAAUUUAGUCGCAUUCAGCUGCGCCUUAUUGGCGUGCACAGAUGAAGAACAGCAGAGCGAGCGACUCCUUAACCCUCAAGUCCGUGCUCUGGAAGUGGGAGCUUUACCACAAAUCUGGAUGCAUGGAUGCCGCCUACUCUCUUGCUUGUGCCAAGUUGCUCAGAAGCUCGUGGCUCCCAGUGCAUCGCGGAUAGUCACGAUCAUUGCCUGUCAACUCGAGAGGAUCCAGGAAAACUCACAGCGCUCCGCUUUUCUUCAAAUAGCGCACGAUAUUCUUAGCCAUUGCUCCGUUGUCGGCUCAUCAAUUGCCGUCACUCGUCUUAUGAGGACAACGAUCGCAUCGUUAUCACAACUGUAUCUUCCCCAAUCUGCUCAGGGUGGCGAUGCUUCUUCACAGAAAACAGGCAAGAAAAGGGUGCGAGAUUUUCAAGAUGGCGACGCUCUUUCGACUCGCCAACAAGUGCUCUGCGCCACCAGCGACUCUUGCAAUGCAAUUCUCGUUGCUUUGGAUGUCAUUCACGAAGGCCUGAAGAACAUGGAGUUGCCCUUGCAAGUAAGAUCACUCUCAACUCGAGUGCUGCUAUCUCUCUUGCUCUCGUUGCCAUCAACUCCCCCCCAAAGUCUUUCGUAUGACCUUAAUGUCUAUAAUCAAUUUGUCAAAAGAGUGCGCGAAAUCUGUCUAGACAACGCAGUAGGAACAAGCGAAAUGAGCAGAUUCGUGGGACUCGUCCUGCGAUGUUGUGCUGUUGAAGCAUCCCUCGCUAAAUUGCAGUCCUCGGUGGACCUCUUAAUUCAUCCCCGAAGGCCACCUCCCUCACAAAGAUUACCUUCUUUGGAAUUUCUGUUGCUUUCUUCAGCUGAGGAGAACAAAGACCAAGCUGCCGCACGCCAGGCACAUGGCCUCUCUGGACACAACGGGACGGUUGAGGGGACAAGUCCGGUUGUACUUGAAAAAAUCGGAGAACCUGCACGCGUUCCAUCUCUGGUCCAGGAACGAAGUCCAGCGCCGCCCUUAAAACCUGACCGGCCGACCGAUAUAUCACCUCCCAACCUAUCACCUCCAACGGACAGCGUUCCCGAGAGCCACGACAUAUCAAUGGUCAUGCAUACACAAUCGCAUCCAUCGCCGCCAAGAGUCCAACCCCUUCCGGCUAUCCAACGACAAGAACAGCCUCCUAAACCAGUCAUCACCGUCCCUGUAACGCUGAUUGCCGAUGAGGACAACGAAGAGGUGCCUAGCAUUGAUAUGGAUUCCGACUCGGACGCGUAA
Molecule: messenger RNA, 2193 nt
Organism: Pisolithus orientalis
Lineage: Eukaryota; Fungi; Basidiomycota; Agaricomycetes; Boletales; Pisolithaceae
Product: rRNA processing/ribosome biogenesis-domain-containing protein
Exons: 9
Coding region: 1-2193 (730 amino acids)
Biological process (GO): rRNA processing
Cellular component (GO): nucleus
Source: RefSeq, a predicted model, not a curated record